Molecule: messenger RNA, 1583 nt
Organism: Leptopilina heterotoma
Lineage: Eukaryota; Metazoa; Arthropoda; Insecta; Hymenoptera; Figitidae
Exons: 6
Coding region: 81-920 (279 amino acids)
Source: RefSeq, a predicted model, not a curated record
AAACGCUUCAACUGGGAAGAAAGUGAUUGACAAGAACGACGAGUAAAAGAGAUUCGAAAGGUUUUGAACAAGAUAUUAAGAUGGGUGAUAGUGCACAGACCAAGAUUAGUGAAGCGAGCGAACUACAGAAUUUAUGGAAUCAGCUGAUUCAAAAUUUCAAAUUAGAUGAGCUUCACAAAAAUGAGACUGUUCUAUUGAAAAUAGAGGAUGAGACGCUGAACCUGAUUUUAAACUCAGGAAAUACAUACAAAGCCGAGAAACGAAUGUUCAGUGAAAUUCAAUGGAGAAUGCUCACUGAUUGGUGCAAAAGUAAAAUAAUAGAAGAUAUUCAUCCGAUAAUGCCAAGGAAACUUCCCAAAAUCUCAGACAGCGAAUCAAUAGAAAAUAUGAGUGAUAAUGAAGAAGAGACAAAGUCAGAUGAGGACAAAGAGGGGGAAAUAGAAGAAGCGAAAGUACAAGAAAAUAAAGAUGAGUUAAAUAGAAGUGAUGAGACAAUGGAUGAGAAAAUGGCUAGAUUUUGGGAACAACUAAAACAACAAACACUGAAAGAAAGAAUUGAUCGACAAGAGAAUAAGAUAAGCGAAUUGACUAGAUUAGUGACAAAAUUGUGUAAUGUGUCAAUACAAUCAAUAAUCCAACAGACAAAAAUUACAAAUUUAAUUAUACAACAGUUGAAUAAUAUAGAAGAAGAGAAGAAACAAAAUCAACCAAUGGUAGAUUUAAUCCAAUUGGUCAGAGAUGAUUGUGCCCAACAAGGUUUUAAAUUAAAUAAAAUAGUUGAGUCUAUAGUGGAAGUGCAAAAGAAAAUGCUAACAAUCAAUAAGCAGGUAAAUAUAGAAAAAACUUCUUCUUCGUUUGAUGAUGAGACGGCACACGGAAAUAUAAAAAUUAAAUUAUUUAAAUUCAAAAAAUUCAAAUAGUAAAGAAGAAAAUAAAGAAAACAAGAAACACUAAAAGUAGAAAACAAUAAUAAAGUUAGAAGUUAUGAAAAUUCUCCUGGGGCCGUGUCUCUAUCUGAUGAAGAAAAGCGAGAUGCGUUUAAUAAUAAUGUUCAGAUACAACAUGAUGAGUUAAAAAUGUUUGUUAUGCAGGAUGAGCCGGCUAGAAACCAAACGAGUGAGAUAAAAGUUAUAAAAGCGCCUAACUAUGUGAAAAAAGGAACGGCGAGGUGAUAUGAAUGCCAGAGUUGGGGACACAUAGCCCUUAACUGCUCAAAUAAAGGGAAAGGCAUUUUAUGCUACAAAUGCAAUACAUUUGGCAAACAUAUUGCCACCAAUUGUCCGGACGAGCCUUCCACUUCUAAUAGCUCACAAGGAAGAGGAGACAAAAGCAAAUGAAACACCCACGACAGUAGCAAAAAGGGGUAGAAAUGGGUGUCCAAAAGUUGACAGCAAAGAAAAAAAAACAGAACGAUGAAAACAAAAAAGGGUACUAAUUAAUUCGAAUAAAUAUUAUGGAAGUAUAAGGAUGCGAACAGGAGGGAGUGUUAGAAAAUGAGUGUUUCCGACACUGAACAGAGAAAGAUUACGUUACUUUGUGUUAGAUGCGCUGCUGUGUUGCGCGCCAGUUACCUGCUUACUUGG